AUGUUGCUUUUCAAAUCACAAGCCUUGUUCUACCUGGCGUUCGCUCAGCUCUGUGCGUCUGCUUCCAUUGACACCCAGGACAUCGCUCCGCGUGAUGCGUUUCUCGACAAUUACGGCAGCAAUAUGUGCAACCAGGUCGGGUGUGACGUGAUGGCCUGCGCCAAAAACCCUGACGAUGCCCUCGCCGUGGUGUCCGGCGGAGUCAGUCUCAUUGUAGGUCCUGACUGCGUCGGAUGGGAGGAGGGCAGUGUUAUCGAACAGGCACCCGGAACCGACAACAAGACUUGUUCUGACGGCCUUACUCUCUACAAAGGCAGAUUGUGGAUAUGGCGAGCCUGGAACAACGUCGGUGCGAAGAAGUACUACGCCGAGUUUCUUGACUGGGAGAACUUUAAGGGCGCCAAAUGUUGGGGUAAGCAGGACGUUAAGUGUCAGAAGAAGGGGACUAAGAUGGCGCCUUCGGACCCGGACACCAGUCUUUGUGUGCCGUGGGGUUUGUAA
Molecule: messenger RNA, 501 nt
Organism: Colletotrichum navitas
Lineage: Eukaryota; Fungi; Ascomycota; Sordariomycetes; Glomerellales; Glomerellaceae
Exons: 2
Coding region: 1-501 (166 amino acids)
Source: RefSeq, a predicted model, not a curated record